AUGCUUGAAUAUCUGCUCAUUUUGGCGGCGUUGUACUUCGUAUGGAGCCUCAUCUGCCUGGAGUGCAAUUACAGGCGCGCGACGUCCAUGGGCAUCCCUCUUGUACGACUGCCCGUAGAUUCUCUGAACAUUCCCUAUACAGUUAUCGAGCCGCACCUCUUCAAAUUUCUCGACCUCCUGCCUCCUUUCUUGCUGCCAGAAUUCGUUCGGUACAUGCGACGUGGCUGGUUCUUCAUCGACAAGGCCGACUCCCAUCUGCGCUAUGGGCCCAUAUUCGCGUGCGUAACCCCUCGUGGCAUUCACAUACAGGUGUGCGACUCAGAGGCCAUUCACGAUAUCUUUACACGGCGUUUAGACUUUGUGCGUCCGACCGAGAGUUACAAGCUUCUUGAGGUGUAUGGCCCUUGUAUCUCCACGGCAAGCCUGUCCGAAUGGCCCCGACACAGAAAGGUCUUGGCUGCGCCGUUCAACGAGAGUGUGAUGAAGUUUGUCUGGAAUGAGUCUCUUAAGCAAACGAGGCAGAUGAUUGUGUCGUGGACUACUCCCGAAAACGCCACUGACGGCAUCUUUAGCGUUGCCAAAGAUACUCGCACUCUGUCCUUGAAUGUUCUUGCAGCUGCUGGAUUCCGACGUUCCUUUAACUUCCGGUCUUCGCGCGCUGGGAAAGCAGACACUGACUCGACGUCUUCUUAUCGCAAUGUACUAUCGACGGUGCUCGACAAUAUCAUUAUUCUUAUGUUGAUCCCGCACCGCUACCUAUCUCUUCCAAUCUUCCCAAAGUCGUUACAGCGCAUUGGUAAAGCAGCGACUGAAUAUAAGACUCAUAUUGAGCAGAUGUUCGAGGAGGAAAUGACAGCCUUCAAGCAAGGUACACAGGGUGCAGGAGGUCUCAUGACAUCGUUUGUCAGAGCCUUGAACACCCAUGAAGCCAGUCUUGAAGGACCCAAACAGUCAUGGGGCCUAUCAAUGGACGAUAUUUACGGGAAUAUCUUCGUUAUAAACUUCGCCGGGCACGACACUACUGCAAACACUCUUGCGUUUAGUUUAUUUCUUCUCGCAACGGAACCUAAAGUGCAGGAAUGGGUAACCGAGGAGCUGCGCGCAGUAGCACUCGAUGAAGCUGACUGGAAGUACGGCCGCAUCUCCGCACCUCAGCGUCGUCUCCAGGUUGGCGACCGCUCGAUUCUCAUCCCAGCGAACACGAAUACUAGCCCGAGCAUUCUUGCAGUCCAUACACACCCUCAGCACUGGUCUAACCAACUCGAAUGGCGACCUUUACGAUGGAUCACAGUGAAUAAUAAUCACGAAGAGUCCCUCAUAACGCCGCCACGAGACACAUAUUUCCCCUGGUCUGAUGGACCGCAAAACUGUCCUGGUGUCAAAUUCUCGCAGGUCGAAUUUGCUGCUGUGCUGGCGUUACUCAUGCGCAACCACCAGUUGACCAUUGUGAGGCAGAGUGGCGAGACUGAGCAACAAGCUCGCAGGCGGGUUCUAGCGGUGGUCAAUGAUUGUGACAUGCAGAUUCUGUUGCGAAUGCGCGAUGCGGAUAGAGGUUAA
Messenger RNA from Cucurbitaria berberidis CBS 394.84, 1557 nucleotides. Its product is annotated as cytochrome P450. Gene Ontology annotation, molecular function: monooxygenase activity; heme binding; oxidoreductase activity, acting on paired donors, with incorporation or reduction of molecular oxygen. The record is from RefSeq and is a predicted model, not a curated record. The transcript has 3 exons. NCBI's taxonomy places the organism in Eukaryota, Fungi, Ascomycota, Dothideomycetes, Pleosporales, Cucurbitariaceae. Bases 1 to 1557 code for a protein of 518 amino acids.